Messenger RNA from Girardinichthys multiradiatus, 5427 nucleotides. It is a transcript of the gene snx30, whose product is annotated as sorting nexin family member 30. Lineage: Eukaryota; Metazoa; Chordata; Actinopteri; Cyprinodontiformes; Goodeidae. Gene Ontology annotation, molecular function: phosphatidylinositol binding. Bases 480 to 1814 code for a protein of 444 amino acids. The record is from RefSeq and is a predicted model, not a curated record. The transcript has 9 exons.
UCCUUUAUUGUGUAAGGACUGGGAACUGGAAACUCAUGGAAUUUUCUCAUGAGAUUGUGGGGGAACCCUGGACUUAACACCACCUUGCGUAUUCAGGUCAAUAUUUUUGACCAUGAUAUAACAGAAAAGUACUUAACGGUACAUUCAAAUGUUGGUUAACCAUUAGCUCGGGGCGGUUUAGUGCUCGUUUGCUAGUAAAAUAGUAGAACUGUAGAUACAUCUAGUUCACUCAUCUUCCUAGUAGACGAGCUUUGAAUUUUCAGUUGACGUGUUUACAUCCGGGGUCUUUCAGAUGAACAUCCGGAGCUGGGCAGUGCAGGUCAGCUGACCGUUGUGAUCAACUAGCGGCUGUUGUUAACAUCUCAUCUGAAGAGGAGUACAAGGAAGAAACUGCCUCUUAUCUGUUCGUCCAAACGCUUCCAGCCGCUCACCAGCCCUUUCCCCCGAUAACCCGCCACGUCUUCCCGACCUCCGCAGGGAUGAGUGUGGGUGCUCCGAGAGGCCUGGCCAGCUCGGGGCAGAAGCUCAUCACGGAGAUCCUCCACCCGCUGUCCGCCACCGAGGAGUCGCUGUCCCCGGGGCCAGAUGUCACCAUCAACGCAGAAAAGGAAAAGCAGGAACCGGGCCUGACCAACGGCAUGCCGGUGGAGAUUUCCAGUCCUGCCUCUGCAUCGGUGCUGCUCAACAGGCUGCAGCUUGACGAGGGCCCGGAGGCAGACUCUCAGGACCCGUAUGACUCCACAGAACCCUGCGACCUCUUCGUCACUGUCGAUGACCCAAAGAAGCACGUCUCUACUAUGGAGACCUACAUCACCUACAGAGUCUCCACCAAGACAACACGGGUAGAGUUUGACCUUCCGGAGUACUGCGUCCGGCGGCGCUACCAGGACUUCGACUGGCUGAAGAUGAAACUAGAAGACAGCCAGCCGACCCACCUCAUCCCCCCGCUGCCCGAGAAGUUUGUGAUGAAGGGCGUGGUGGACCGCUUCUCGGAGGAGUUUGUGGAGACGAGGAUGAAGGCUCUGGACAAGUUCCUGAAGCGGGUCGCGGACCACCCAGUCCUGUCUUUUAACCCACAUCUUAAUGCCUUCCUGACUGCCAAGGACCUGAACAAGCGUCAGGGUCUGGCCCUGCUGACCAAAGUGGGAGAAUCCGUGAAGCAUGUGGCCGGAGGCUACAAGCUGCGGGCGCGACCGGCUGAGUUCUGCGCCAUGGGAGAGUAUUUGGACACAUUCAGCCAGAAACUGGGAACCAUCGAUCGCAUCGCUCAGAGAAUCCUCAGAGAACAGUCAGAGUACCUGACAGAGCUGCGUGAGUAUGGUGCCGUCUAUUCAAGCUGGGCCGCGUCAGAGGAGCAGCUGCAGCGCCCCCUUGAGGGCGUGGCCGGCUGCGUGACGACGAGCUGUGGUGCUCUGGAAGAUCUCAGUGACAACAUGAGCCAGGACUUCCUGCCUGUUCUCAGAGAAUAUGUUCUCUACAUCGAGUCCAUGAAGAACGUUCUGAGGAAGCGAGACCAAGUUCAAGCGGAGUACGAGGGCCGCCUCGAAGCAGCCGUGUUGCGCAAACAAGAAGAUCGAACACCCAUUCCUGUGGAGGUGGAGAAAUGCCAGGACAAAGUGGAGUGUUUCAACGCUGACCUGAAAGCAGACUGGGAACGCUGGCAGAGGAACAAGAGGCAAGACUUCAAGCAGCUCCUCACGGGCAUGGCCGACAAAAAUAUGAACUAUUAUGAAAAGUGCCAGACAGCAUGGGAGUCCCUCAUAACUGUCCUCCAGGAAAAACAGACUGAGGACAAAACGAGUGAGACGAACUGAACUGAAUGUGUGCUUUCACCUCACGCUCAUCCAGGCCAAGGAAACGGUGACAAGACUACAGACUCUACCUGCUACUGUCUGCCUCCUGUUCUCCUGAGAGACGAUCACACAGAGAGCAGUCGCCUUCCACACGUAGUCGGCCUGUGAAGAAGGAAGGUAAUGAGUGGUGCGUUUAAGGUCAGCUGGGAGAGUAGAGAACCUUGUGUACAGAGCCUUCUUUUUUUUCUAUGGACUUUUUCUACCUAAUAUUUCGAAUUAACAGUUUUUUUGUUGUUUUUUUUUUUUUUGUUGCCGUUGCUGCUUGUGUUUAUUUAACUAUUUUUGUGAAGAGAUGCAUUGUUUAUCUGUCCUCUGUUUUUCACACUGAGCCAAAUGAGUAUCGAGGACCGGAAGUGCCACAGUUCAAUACACCAAAAAUUUGGUGAUUAAAUAUCUAUAUAUGUCACAAGUUAUAUAAAAGAGUUAAAAAAAAAAAAGAAAUACAUUUAUAGAUGAUAAUUUUUUUAAUUAGUAUAGCCUUUUUGUUUUGUUGAAUUUAUUUAUUUUCUUAUGUGAGAAGUGGUAAUGAAGUGAUUGGGUGGGCCUGGCAUUGCUACGUUGCAAGUUGAACAAUCAUUAUAUAUGUAUAUAAAAAUAUUAAUAUUUAUUUACCAAAUAAUUUAGUUUAUUGAAUUGUGGCUUUUUUUGCUCUCGAUGAAUGAGAAGAACUGUUGCGAAAACUUGUAUUAUUUUUUUUUUUUGCUCCUACUAGAAGGUAAAACUUUAAAUUAGACUAAAUCAUUUUUCAGCUCAUAUUAUAUUUCUAUUCUUGACUGGUUACAUCUGAAAAUAAGGGUCAGAAAUAGUUAAUUUUACAAGGCUCAUCAACUUUCUUUCUUUUUUGUCAUGAUAAAACCAACCUGGGAAACUUUCAUGUUUUACCUUCUCAGCUUUAUUGCUAAGUGUCCAUCAGCACCACCUAGUGGCACAGCUUUUAAUUGUUUCAGUUUCGCAUUCUCUACUUCUGUUAGAUUCUGUUGUUGUAACGGUUGUAAUGAUCAUUUAAAGCCACAGUAUCUUAAUGCUCCAGCCCUGUUCUACAAGUUAAAGUUGGGAAUGUUGAGCAGUGUGGGAAAUGUCCCUGGAAUAAAAAGGUUUAAAGUUGAAAUUGGUGAAUCAUUCCAACUUAGUAAACUGAAGCAUAAAGAGGAACUUAAACCAUCCAAUAAGAAGAGGGUUUUAGUUACUUAUUAAACAAACGGCAUGAAGCUGAAUAAGUCCUGUGGAAAUCUUUCCCCAGUGUACACUGGUUCACCUUGUACACAGUAUUGACUUUGUGAUCCAUCUGCAGAGCUGUGACGCAGUUGGAAAAAAAUUUAAAAACACAGAAGCAGCUCGUCGAAAGCAUCACAGUUUUUAUGUCACGUGUUUUUUUUUUUUUCUCAUUGUGUUCCUGAUUUGGUGUCGCUUUAAAGGUGCAAAAAAGCCUUUGCUGCCCUGAGAUCAAAUAACAAUGCUCCUGUGACGGCUCUCAGCCAAGAGGAAGGUGAAACCUGAUGAAAAUGUCAUUAUUUAUUCCCUCUUAUACUCCCCUCACAGCUGUGUGUGCUUGGGUCAGUAUGACUUGGCAUUAAGUAGCAAAAAUAUGGCCAGUUUUUUCAGGGCAGGCUCAGCUAUGUGACAUUAUCCCAACACCACAUUAACAUUUAGCUUUUGUUCAUUUUUGCACAGAUGUAGCCUCAGACAGUAAGUAUUAUAUGUCUGAUGAGACGAGAGAUUUUCAGAAUAAUUUUUGAAUUUUCCUUGUUUUGAUUUCUGUAUUGGAGGUUUUGAAGCUGGUGCCACAUUAAUACACCUGCCCUCUUUGCAACCAAACAUAAAGGACGAGUUAGUGUCUGCAGCUUUUAGAUGUUCGCCACUGCCUUGUUUUUUGUCCCUCAUAAACUCUACAUUUUUUAAAACAGCUACUCAUUUAAUCGUACGACCAGAUGUGAAAAAGGACAAGAAUGAAGAAAAUUUCUUUCCUUUGGCCAUGUAAGGGCCAGGAAGAGAAAACCAUUCCAGGUAGCUAUAAUUCUAUGAUGGCAGCGACAAUAGAGGAUCUUUGGAUGCGCUCAUACUUAAAGCUUGAGUGACUGUAUCUGACUGCAAUAACAUCAAAAUAUGAGGAUGCAUUUGAAGAAGGGAGCAGAAGAGAUCCAAAUACACCAUCUCUCUUUUGCUUGUAUUUUUUCUUACACAUAACUAUGAUACUACUGCAUUAAAACAAAGCUUUUUUUUUAAUGUAAUAUUGAUGCAAACAAAACUGGCUUACAGACAUCCACCCUACAAUUACUGGCACCCCUGGUAAAGAGAAAUAAAAACCUUAAAAUAAGCUAAUCUUGUUUUAAGCAAGCUAACAAAUCAACUUAACCCUGGGUUCAUUUGUUGUUAAUGUUUACAGUAUUGCUCCGACUGUUGACACGGGCGAGUGUAGUAGAGUAGCUCCUUUUCUUCAGUACACAUUUACCUCACUUGAAUGGCAUGUUCUCCUGUCUUUCCCAUUUUGAAAACUGAUUAGGAGAAAUGGACCUCUAUGUUGCUAAUUUAAAGUUUCUUGGUAUUCCGAUAAAUGUAAAAAAAAAAAAAAAAGUGCCAUUUAAUUUGUUGCUUUUAUUUUACGGGAAUAUUAGAGGUACCAAUAAUUAACCGUCCAUUUUUUUCUCGCUGAGUGAAGAAACGUAAAUAAAAGACUUUCAGUAGGAGAUCAUUCUUCCGCAAAAAGAAGGUGAAUUUAUUUUAAUGCUUUUUACAUUUCUUUGCCAGGAAAGCAGAGGAGGAGGGUGCUGGAAAAAUGAAUUUUUGAAAAACUGUACAUUGGUACUUAUUGGUGUUGACCUCAGAGUUAAAAAGACUUUAUUUGUAGUACAGGAAAUGAAUGCAGGUAUUAAUACAAAACAAGAGUUUAAAUGUCAAGCUUUAAAAAAUAAUUAACCUGAGUUUCCACGCCUACGUUCACUUGAUUGUUACGUUUUUCUUUACUUUGUUUUAAAUUCCCUGUUCAGUGACGAGUUACGUUUUGAUUUCAAAAUGACAAACAGGUACUAGUGCAUCCGUCGACCUCAUCUGGUGUAAAUGAAGUAACGGUGUCCAGACACGGGCCAGCUGGCUCUGUUUUCAAAAGAAUGAUGGACUGUAAACAUUUUAGAAGGGACUGUAUGUGUGCACUGGCUCUGUAAAUCUGGAGGAAGAAUGAAUAAUGGAAAAGCUGAUUUUGGGUUGUGCUCCUGACUCAUGCAGCUGUGGUUCUGUAAGGUUUAAUGUUAGCUGAUGUGUUUUUCUCUGCACUAACCCAGUGUCUGGAACAACAUUUCUCUGGGUUGAUAAAACUGCUGGAUUCGCAUCAAGCGAGGCAGAUUUUGUGGAGAGCAUCCAGAUGAAUCCCAACGGUUUAACGAACGUACGAGUUUAAAGCUGUUUCUGUUUUUCUCUGUUCCACCCCAGUGUGCUCUGUUUACGUCCCUGAUUGUACAUUUGAAUGUUAAUAAUUUGUUGUAAUUAUAAAUAAGCUUGUAUACUGAUGUUUUGAUGCAAUUUAUCUUUACCACAUUUUUUGGAUAUACAAUAACAAGGAGAAUAAAUGAUGAUUCAUACA